Molecule: messenger RNA, 1263 nt
Organism: Plasmodium coatneyi
Lineage: Eukaryota; Apicomplexa; Aconoidasida; Haemosporida; Plasmodiidae
Product: SICA antigen
Exons: 3
Coding region: 1-1263 (420 amino acids)
Source: RefSeq, a predicted model, not a curated record
AUGACUGCAGGACAAUUUUAUUUCCUAAGUAACGAAAUAACACGAUGGGUAAUGGAGAAGGGUAUGAACGAUGUGGAGAAAAUUGGGGAAAAAAUAAAGAAGGAUCUGAAGAAAACAUUUGAAAAUUUGCUCAGUAGGUUGGGGAGACAGGAAUCCGGGGAAAUAUAUAACCUCUGUUAUAAUAACGUAAAGUGGUCUGGGAACCCUAUGCAGGAGCUGGAUAUGCAGACACUAUGUCAAGGGAUCAUGGAAAUAAGAUAUUUUAUGAAUGGAAUAAAAACAAAAAGGAAGAGUGGAUCAUGGAAUGAUGACGUAACUAUUGAGAAGAUUCCUGAUGAUGAAGCUUACAGACGUUGUUUAGUAGGAAUGAUAAGUAUGUUAGAAUUUUAUAAAGAACACUGUAGACUGGAAUUUGUUAUAAAAGCAAUAGAAGCGGGAAUGAAAGAGAAGUUAGAGGGGCAUAAGAAUAAAGGGGCAAUAUUGGAUAGGUGUAAAGGAGUAGACAUCACCGGUUUAAUUUUGGGAAAAACGGCCGUUGCGGAUGAAAUUAAAAAGUGGGCACAGGUAGAAAAAAACAAGAGGGAAAGCGGAAUUAGAAGAGUAGGACAUGUAAAAAGGGUAAGUGAAGGUUAUUGCGAGAAUGAGCAAUCUCAAGGGAAACUGGAAGAAACAGUGAAUAAAAACUUGGAAAUUAUGACAUCGCUCUUAGGAAUAGAGAAUAGAAAUAAAUUGAAAGUACUAACAGAUAAUGAUAAUAAGUACACCUUAUCGCAAGGCGAAUUGGAAACAGCACUUGAACCAGCCACAAAUGGGAGUAAAAACAUAGACGAUGUAAUACAGAAUUUAAAGAAGGAAAUUCAACAAAAAAUACAGAGAACUGAUCCACCAUCACCGCUACCUAGAGCCUCUCCCAAUGGUGGAGGAAUUGGUGCCGCCCUAGCUGCUGCUCUGUCUGUUCCUGGGACAGCCAUUCCUGUUGUUGCAGGAGUCAUAGCAUUACCAGCAUUUUUAUCCGCUUUCUUUCUUUACAAGAUCUUCUUCUUUAAGAAGCAUAACCUUUAUGGAGGAAGAAGGAAAAAAAGAUCAACUUUUAGACAUGAAUUGAAUUCAUUAUGGGACAACGAAGACUCUUCCAUAGAAUAUUCAAGAUCCAACUUAAUGGAAAGUGUAAUAGGAACCGACAGUGCAACAGAAUAUUCAGGAUCUAACCUAACGGAAUAUCUGUCAGAAUAUUCUAUUCCAUAUACAUCAUCCUCAAUAUGA